Messenger RNA from Dothidotthia symphoricarpi CBS 119687, 2367 nucleotides. RefSeq names its product RNA binding protein-like protein Ligatin/Tma64. Gene Ontology annotation, molecular function: translation initiation factor activity. Gene Ontology annotation, biological process: formation of translation preinitiation complex; translational initiation. The transcript has 3 exons. Lineage: Eukaryota; Fungi; Ascomycota; Dothideomycetes; Pleosporales; Dothidotthiaceae. Bases 245 to 2185 code for a protein of 646 amino acids. The record is from RefSeq and is a predicted model, not a curated record.
CGUCGAGCCCACGAGCCGCGACACAACAGAUACGACAGACACGACAGAUGUGACAGAUGUGACAGACAUGCAAAGGCUCAGGAUGAGUGAAAUCGACUCAUGCCUCGAAGAGGAAAAGGGUAAGAGGGCAGCUGCAGCCAGCUAGCGCGCCUGCCCCGCCGAAGUCAUCCCCGCCAAACAGUCGAUAAACAGAGCUCGACAGCUUGCAGAUCGACAGCAAAGUAUUCCAGAACACAUCGUCGCCAUGUUCAAAAAGAAGCCCACUAUCAAGCCUCUCUCGCCACUCAAGUCCAGCGACCGCCGCCGGACCGCCGACCAGAUCAUCUCAGACUUCGCCAUCGAGGUCCCAGUCGAUGCUAGCGCCGACCCCGAGGACAAGACAGCGGCAGCAGCAGGCCUCACAGCUCUGAGAAAGUCGCUCCUCCCCGAGAAUGCCCAGUCCGCGCGCUUCACGACCACGGCAGGGCCAGACCUCAAGCAGGUGUCGGGAACAAUAUAUGUGGGCAGCCAUGAAGGAACAGGCAACGAGCAGAGGAUACUGUGGGUCAAGGUCUGGGACAAGAUGUACCCCACAGUCUACACGCUCUGGUACAACCCGCGCAUCGUGCCCCUCCUCUACACGCCCCUCUUCGUCGUCGAGAAGCUGCAAGGCGGCGCCGACCUCAUGACCCCUGGCCUGCAACGAGGCCCACCGUUCCCAAAGAGAGCCACUAAAGGUGCCAUUGUAGCCAUCGCGAGCCUCGAGGCACCCACCGUACCCAUGGCAGUCGGCACCUGCGAGAUCGAUGUGAGCGCGCUGGAAAAGACACAAGGGAUGAAGGGACACGCCGUGUCGACAUUCCACUGGGCUGGCGACGAGCUUUGGUCGUGGAGCUCCACCAGCAAGCCUGGCAGCAACCCUCCCGCCAUUAUCGAGGGUUGGGAUGAUGAGAAGGAAGAUGAGGCAAACUUGGCCGAACGGACGGGCGCGUUGGACCUUGACGCAGAAGAGGAAGAAGGUGGCAUUGCGCUUGAUGCUGGUCCAACUGAGCGAUCACAAGCAGAGUUGGCGCAGGGCGUCGAGGGAGAAGACGCGCAAGCGAACAAGGACUUUAUCGAUGUGAUCGACGACAAGGAACUGACUACGAAGGAGAUCGAUGAGGCUUUUCACAACGCCUUCCUCUAUGGAGUACGGCAGCACAUGAACGAGAACAAGAACCACCCCUCCUACGGUCUCGAUUUCCCGCUUUCGCAGUCACUCGUCAUGUCGCAACUCGUUCAGCCUUUCCUCCCCACCUACACACCCGCGCGAACAGCCUCAUUACAGAUCAAGAAAACAAGCUGGAAGAACCUCAAGAAAUUUGUCAAGUCACUGGACAAGCAAAAGAUGGUCAGGUGCAAAGAUCGUGACGGGCAUGAGGUGGUUAUCCUUGACAUUGACUUCAAAGAUCGGCAAAUUGAACAAUUCGUACCAUACCGGUUACCAAAGAAAGACGCCCCAACUGCCAGCGCAAGUGGUAAAUCAGGUGCGCCAUCGAGUAACGAAUCCUCUGUUGGUCAGAAAUUAAAGCUCGUCUCAUUACUGCGGCCAAAGGAGAAGCUAGCGCCCAUUUUCCAUGCUUCCAAGGCCGACCCACGAGGCAUGUACACGCCUGCUGAGCUGAAGCAGAUCCUUAUCGCGUACGUUGAAGCAGAGAACUUGGUCAACGCAAAAAACAGGCGCCUCAUCAACAUCAAUCCCCAGCUCGCCGACGCCCUCCUCGGUUCAUCAGCAGCAGACAAUGCCGCACUGUCCUCGGGGACCAUGCCAAGAGACGCCCUCGCCGAACGCAUGGUCGCUGCGACAUCGCCAUUUCAUGCGAUUCUCCGCAACGACGCUGACAUCGCCGACACGAAGCCAAAGGCUGGUGCCCCACCGAAAAUCACGAUCACGCUCGAGACGCGCAGUGGCAAUAAGAUGGUGUCCAAGGUCCAUGGGCUGGAGCCGUAUCACAUCGCACCGCAGCCGCUUGCCGAUGAGCUGCGGAAGACGUGCGCGGGGAGCACAAGCGUUGAUAAGCUACAAGGCUCUAGUCCGAAGAAUCCAAUCAUGGAAGUGAUGGUUCAGGGGCCGCAGAAGGAUGCCAUUUUGAAGGCGCUGGAGAAGCGCGGCGUGAGGCCAAAUUGGGUGGAUGUCGUGGAUAAGACGAAGGGUAAGAAGAAGUGAUCUUGGGGUCUCGCGGGAAGGGAACGUAGAAGUAUUGAGUUGUUUCCAGGGCGGUAGGCUUGACGGCGUAGUUCGUUAUAUGCAAUGCUGUCCUGAGACGUUGUGGUGCAGAAUACCCAAUCAUGAACUUUCUUGGACAACCUUCAUAACGAUCAAGUGUGUGUCAAACGUCUUAUCGUCGG